Messenger RNA from Gavialis gangeticus (Gharial), 4300 nucleotides. It is a transcript of the gene ARHGAP29, whose product is annotated as Rho GTPase activating protein 29. Gene Ontology annotation, cellular component: cytoplasm. The transcript is spliced from 24 exons. The record is from RefSeq and is a predicted model, not a curated record. Lineage: Eukaryota; Metazoa; Chordata; Crocodylia; Gavialidae. Gene Ontology annotation, molecular function: GTPase activator activity. Gene Ontology annotation, biological process: activation of GTPase activity; signal transduction. The coding region runs from base 153 to 4265 and encodes 1370 amino acids.
GGCGGAGGGGUGCGGAGGGCCCGCGGCAGCUGUGCGGAUGCUGCUCCCGCCCGGGCGGCCCCUCGCAGGGCUUCAUCUUUGGCUUGUCAGAUGGGCAUUAAGCAAAGUUAACUGUUAACUGCAAACAUUUCAGAGGCACUGUAUCAGCUGGGAUGUUGCGACAGAACGGUGGAAGUAACAAGCGUGGUUUGGGAUUAGCCCGACUAUCUACCUCCAGCUUCUUCACCAUCUCUAAUUCAGGAAACUGGGGAAUGGGGCGCAGCACCAAGAGCAGUUCUCUGAGCAGCAUUAGCUCCAACUCUGACUGCUAUGACAGUCCUAUUGUGGAUCCAGAGUACAUCAUGCAACUGGUAAACGAUGUGAGAAAAUUUGCAGAUGUGCUACUAUAUUUGAGAGAGGCCAUUCUUUCAGAAGAAAACCAAGAUUGUCUGCAUCAAGUAGUCCACGAACGUUUAGGGGAGCUGCUACGUGUUCUAAAAGCAGUGAUCAACAAACAUCAGACUCUCAACUCAGUUGACAUUCUUAGUGCUGCAGGAAUGGUCAUUGCAAAAGUAAAAGCUGUGAACUUUAAAGAAGUUAAUGAAGAAAACAAGAGAGAGCUAUUUGGUGAAAUAUUUUCAUCCAUUGACACAUUGGCAUUUACCUUUGGCAACAUUGUUUCAGACUUCCUUAUGGGAGAUGUAGACAAUGGUUCGUCAUUGGGACUUCCUGUAUCUCGGAGAAGUCGGUCUUUUGAAAACCUUUCUGUGGAAUCUGUGGGAUCACUGCAUGAACGGGAUGAUAUUCAAGGUACAGGACAGCUUCAAGUUGAAGAGCUUGAUAGCAAGCUCCUAAGAAAUGACAGCGGAAUUGAAUCAGCUCUGUCUUAUGCUAAAGCGUGGUCAAAAUAUACCAAGGAUGUAGUCGUUUGGGUAGAAAAAAAGCUUAGCUUGGAAGUAGAAUGUGCUAAAAAUGUAGCAAAAAUGGCUGAGACUGCUAAAACUGUUGUUGGGUCCCAGGUUUACAUGCCGUUCCAAUCAAUAUUCACAAAUGCUUUUCAAAAUGAUAUUGAGAACUGUCAACUUUGGCAACAAACAGCAACUGCUCUGCAGUCUAACAAAUUUGUACAGCCUCUCCUAGGGAGAAAAAAUGAGUUGGAUAAACAAAGAAGAGAGAUUAAGGAGCUGUGGCAGCGAGAACAGAAGAAAAUGCAAGAAUUGGAAACUACUUUAAGAAAAGCGAAGCUACUCUACAUGCAGCGCCAAGAUGAGUAUGAAAAGGCAAAAUCCUCCACUGUUCGUGCUGAGGAAGAACAUUUGAGCUAUAGUGGAGGUCUUAUGAAAGAUAUUAGCAAACAAUUGGAGAAAAAACGAAGGCUCGAAGAGGAGGCUCUUCAAAAAGCUGAAGAGGCCAAUGAACACUACAAAGCCAGUAUGGCAGAAGUUGAAGAAAAGAGAAAUGAUCUGGAAAGCAUCAAAAGUGAUAUUUUAACACAGCUACGGGGACUUAUUUACCAGUGUGAUCUUACUCUUAAAGCUGCAACAGUUAACCUAUUCCAGCUGCAGCAUGCCCAGGUUGUGUCCCUUCCAGUCAACUGUCAGUCCCUCUGCGAGAGUGCCAAGAUGUAUGACCCAGGACAGCAGUAUUUGGAGUUUGUGAAAAAUUUGCCAAAGGAAGAUAUUCCCAUUGAGUCGGGUUCCUUUGAAACUCAGAGCUCCCAAGUGGAUGGUGUUUUUAGUAAACAAGCAACAAACAGUGCCCAUGCAUCACAUGGAAACUUAUCUCAGUGUUCGGGUGACUACCCUACCCAGUCGUUAGAGGAUGUUGGAAGCCCAACUUACUGUCGUUCUCAUAAGAUUGGAGAGAAGAGAUCUGCCAGCAGCACAGAUAUACAAGCAAUACGAGGACCCCCACCAUUCAGAUCAUGGUCAGUAGGUAACCAAGGUGGAGGAAUGUGUAGUGAUUCUGAAAGUGCUGGAGGAAGCAGUGAAUCGCGUUCUAUGGAUUCUCCAUCUGCUAGCCCAGGGGAUUUUAAGAGAAGGCUUCCCCGCACACCCUCUACUGGUACUAUGUCUUCGGCAGAUGAUCUAGAUGAAAGAGAACCACCUUCUCCUUCUGAAUGUGGUUUAAAUGAUUUGACAUCUGAAACUGCCAAUUCUCCUGGACCUUUUAGAAAUACCCUCAUGUCCAAGGCAGCUCAAACGCACAAGCUGCGAAAAUUGAGGGCUCCAUCUAAAUGCAGAGAAUGUGAUAGCUUAGUGGUAUUCCAUGGAGCAGAAUGUGAGGAGUGCUCACUUGCUUGUCACAAGAAAUGUUUAGAGACUUUAGCUAUUCAGUGCGGGCACAAAAAACUUCAUGGAAGACUUCAUUUGUUUGGAGUAGAAUUUGCUCAAGCUGCUAAAAAUGUUCCUGAUGGCAUCCCUUUCAUCAUUAAAAAGUGCACCUCUGAAAUUGAAAGCAGAGCCCUGAAUGUAAAGGGCAUCUACCGUGUGAAUGGAGCCAAAUCAAGAGUUGAAAAACUCUGCCAAGCAUUUGAAAAUGGAAAGGACUUAGUAGAACUGUCAGAACUCUAUGCACAUGACAUCAGUAAUGUCCUUAAACUAUACCUCCGCCAGCUCCCAGAACCUUUGAUUUUGUUUCGGCUUUACAAUGAAUUCAUCGGACUUGCUAAAGAAAGUCAGAAUGUUAAUGAGGAAGUGGACACAAAACAGGCUAGUCCCACAUCAAAGAAAAGGCAAUCAGUCUGUAUUGAAAUGAACAGGAUCAUCAUUAAAAUGAAAGAUCUCCUCAAACAGCUACCUGUACCAAAUUAUAACACACUUCAGUACCUUACAGCUCAUCUUCAUAGGGUUACUGAACAAUCAGAUGAAAACAAAAUGUCUGCCAGCAAUCUUGGCAUAAUAUUUGGGCCAACUCUGAUCAGGCCCCGUCAGACAGAUGCCACCAUUUCUCUUUCAUCACUUGUGGACUAUCCAUAUCAAGCCCGGGUAGUAGAGUUGCUCAUCACAUACUAUGAAAAGAUCUUUGAUGUUUUGCUGCAACCACUUUCUACUGUGUCUCAGCCAGAAGAAAGUGCUGCUUCAGUAGAAAAUGCUUUACCAAUGGAAGAGAGGGAACUGCAGCAGCAGAGCAAAUCAUUUAUUGCUGUAAAGGAAGGCAUACUGCUAGCCCCAAGUGAGAGUAAGAGUUCAGAAACACUUGCAUUACUCUUGGAACAGGACAGCAGCAAGAACAUUAGAGAGAGAUCGGAUGCAUCUCGCACUGAACGGAUGCAUCUCCCACUCACUGGAGCUAAGCAUGAGGGGUUUGGGAAUUGGAGUGCUCCACUGGAAUCCCCAACUGCCGCUAUUCUAGAUAUUCAUAUUGGUGCUCCCAAAGAGUCAGGCAAUGCUGUGACUCCUGUUUCAGAGAGAGAUAGUGAGCAGUCUCUCUCUCUCGCUGAGAAUGGCUGCAAAGUCAGUUUGUUGCCUGUAAAACCUAAUCGUCAAAUAACCAAAGUUCAGUUGCGAUCUCCAAGGAUAAAGCCAGUCAUUCGCCCUGUUAGUUUGCCUGUGGAGAGAAUUCUUCCUCCAUGUGUUCUGAAUGAGAGAAACUCACGGAACGUAGGUGUUUCAAGCCCAGAAAAGCUUGGCAGGAGUCCUACUAUUGAAGAAGUUUCAGAGAGCAAGGCACUUCCUGCCAUUAGUGCCUGUUGCAGGCUCUCUUGUUAUGACACACAGACUCUGAGGAAAACUUGGGACAAGCAGUAUAAACAAUAUGAUAUAACUGCGAGGACAGCAAUGAUCAUGACCAACGUGCCCCAAGAGCACCGAGCACCGGAGAGUGGAAGUGCAGGCACUUGCUUUUCAACUUGCAGCACUGGUAAUAAUUCCACCAGUGCUGUUCCUCCCAGUAAGCCAUACAAUGUCCCUAUCAGAUCAGUGAGGGUGACAACAGAAGGGAAUGCUCCAGAUGCUAAUCCUCUUGCUGCUUUCAGGGCACCAAGAACUUUGCAGCCACCACCAGGGACUUUUUAUAAGCCUCCUUCCAAUUACAAGGCCAAACAAAAUGAGGAGGGUUCUGCCACCAGAGUUUGUGCAACCAGUGUGAGCUCUUUGCCUGCCCAGGAGAACACUGUGAAACAAAUUAAAAAUCCAGCCAUUGCCUCAGGUGCUACUGGGCAAAACACAGAUCAACAAAAAAAUAGCUCAGAGGACAUUCAGCAGCCAGACCUGAAACCCCCUUAUCAGAGACUGCGACCAAAACGUAUACAAGAACUAGAACACAGGGAAGCUCACUUUGUCUAGGGCAGCAAAUCUUUGUGGAAUGAUUUCCUGAUUUU